AUGGACGCCUCGACGAUCCCGGAGCCUCCCCCCGCUCCAUCAGACCCCCAGGGCUUCAGCAAAUCCAGUCGCACCUGGACGACACCGGUCGAUUUGGAAAGCUCGAGUCGCAGCAAUGGACGUUCGUCGAUUGAUUCCACCUCCGACAGGCCCAAGUCGUCGCAGGCCGGCGAGGGCGCUGAUUCCGCCAAGGCAGGACCAAGCGGGCUUGCUAAGCUCCUCCCUGCCCGGCGACGACGAAAGAAGAAGAGUCAGACGCAGAUGGAUGAGUUCAUAUUAUCGGCGGCCAGCUCAGAUAAUGGCAAGGAAAAAGAUAAUGGGGGCCGGCCCAAUGAGUCCCGAGAUGGGAAUUCGGUUACAUCGUCAACUAUGAAUGAGAACCCGCAAGAGAGCGAAGGUGUCAACCUGUUGACUGAUGACUCUGAACCGGAUCGGACCCCACCGCUUACUUCCCACAAUUCCCAUGCUGGCUUUUACACGACUUCUUCACCGCUGAUAAAAACAACCUCCGUGCAGGCAAACGAUAACGACGACGUUCAGGCUGAUGUAGAAUCCGCCCCGAGUUUGGAGGCUUCGGGAUCCAAUCCAGACACAGAGCUCUCAAGGUCUACCACCCAGCCCGUCUCGACAUUGGAUGUCCCCGAGGAUCGUAACGGAAAGAAGAGAGGCGUGUCGCCGGGACGGCGGCUAAAGAAUGCGUUCAGCUCCAACUCCGACAAGAAGAAUUCAAAUAGUAGCCGAGAUCGCGCAUCCUCUACCUCUACCGAGAGCAAAAAGAGUGUGAGUCUCUUUGGGAACAGUGGCAGAAGAGGAAGUCUCUCAGCAAAGAGGGCACAGACUGCUGUGGCAGCUGAGCCUCCCCCGCCAUUGCCAUUGGCCAUCCGCACCGAUCUUACGGAGGAUAAACCACGCGAACCAUCGGAGAACCAGGCUCCAAAGACACCUCCUCACACAGCAAUUCCGGCCCCAGCUCCACAAACGACAUUGACUCCCCCCACCCCGUCAGAGAACCGAGUGCCAUUCCCGAAACUAGUUACCUCACCUGAAGCUAUAAAAUCCCCCGAGUCUGUGAAGUCCAACGAAUCUUUCCCGCCAGGUGUUGUUGUGAGCCCGUCAGGAAAUAUGAUAUCUCAUCGGCGAGUGCGUUCCGCUUCUUCAGUCCAAUCUCAUAGGCCCAGCAAGCUGUCAAAUUCCAUCUCCGCGAUAAGCCCCCCAACAAUCGAGGAGGUAAAGAAUGCCUCAAGGUCACCUUCUGCUGCCCAGCAGAGCGGCUUCUUUUCGUCUGUAUUCAGCGUAGCUCAAAAUGCUGCAAAUACUCUAAGUAGCAGUCUCAAUACACAGCCAAAAGGCCGCAGUGCAACUCAACCCACUUCCGCCGGAAGUGAGAAUGUGCCGGUUGAAGGCCAAGAGCAGACCGCAGCGGCAGACGAGGGAGAGGAGAAGAAACCGCUAGCUGUCGAAACUCUUGGGUCGGGGGAUCUAAAUUUCGACCAUCUGGAAAUAGAUGUGCCGCCCGGCGGAGCAGUUGCUACUCCUGAUGGAGUUGUCAUUACGAAACCCGAUGUACCACCGGAGAAACGCAAAAACACGGCAGUCAAUCAGCGUGAUGAGGAAGCGGCAAGGCUUGAGGACAAGCGCGCUGCGCGUGCAGUUUACAUGGCCUAUGGAAAGCCAUCUGAAGUCUCUGUGAUCCCCCCUUCUGAAGAUGGGAUAGAGCUGCAGUCAAGUACAUCGCUUCCGAAAGAACUCCCUAGCGACCAAACUCCCCCAGGAAGUGUUCUCGAUGGAGAACCUGGCAGCGGACUUAAGAGAAGCGGCAGUGUACGGAGUCGUCUGGCCCGUCGUCAUCGGGGUUCCUCAGCAACUACAUCAACUAUCGGCGCGAUUGGUGCUGGCGCCAUUGCCCUAGGUGUUCCAGGUGCCAACUCCAGUAUGCCUCGACUAACUGGUUUCGCUGUUGCCAGUAAGAAACGGAACAGGGACUUUCAUCAACUGUUCCGUAGCGUCCCCGAGGAUGACUAUCUAAUUGAGGAUUAUAGCUGCGCUUUGCAGCGAGAAAUCAUUCUUGCCGGCAGGAUCUAUAUCUCGGAAGGUCAUAUUUGCUUUUCUAGCAAUAUCUUGGGCUGGGUAACAACUCUCGUAAUCAGCUUCGACGAAGUGGUGGCGAUAGAAAAAGAGUCAACUGCAAUGGUUUUCCCCAAUGCAAUCGCGAUCCAAACCCUGCAUGCUCGUCAUACCUUCCGAAGCUUACUCAGUCGAGAGUCUACAUAUGACCUGAUGGUUAAUAUCUGGAAGAUCAACCACCCCGCUCUGAAGAGUUCUGUAAAUGGAACACGGAUAGCUCAUGGCACUGGCGACAAAACAGAAAAGGCUGGAGAAAGUGACGUGGAAAGCGACGAUUCAGAUGAGGAUGAGGUAUACGAUGAGGAUGAAGAUGGCGAUGGUGCCGACAGCUUUAUUGAAGCCGGGGAUGCAAGCGUUAAUGGAAGCGAUAAAUCGAUGCCCAUGAAAGGUCCCAGCCGCAAGGCAUCAGGUCUCUUGCCUACUGCCAAUGGCGCGGGAGGCGCAGCAGGAAGCUCUAAUGGCGACGCCAAAGGUGACAAAUCCGGCGGAGAUGCAGAUACAGACUUUCCGGGCCCAACUACACAUGCGCCAACAGAGUACACCGAUCCUGCUGGUCAGUAUGACAAAGUCAUCAAAGAUGAGAUAAUCCCAGCUCCUCUUGGGAAAGUCUACUCUCUGGUCUUUGGGCCUGCAUCCGGCGCCUUUAUAUCCAAGUUCCUUGUUGAAAACCAGAAAUCUGGAGAGCUUCAGUUUGAAAGCGAAAAGAAAGGCCUGACAAAUGAGAGCAGGACCAGACAAUAUUCGUAUAUAAAACCUCUCAACGCCCCUAUUGGGCCUAAACAGACCAAGUGCAUCACUACAGAGUACAUGGAUUUCCUAGAUCUGGAAAAGGCAGUCCUUGUGACGCUUUCGACGCAGACACCUGAUGUACCCAGUGGAAAUGUUUUCUGUACCAAAACUAAGUACCUUUUCACAUGGGCACCUGGAAAUCAAACACGAUUUUUCCUGACAUGUACCAUAGAAUGGUCUGGAAAGAGUUGGUUGAAAGGUCCCAUUGAAAAAGGCGCCGUUGAUGGACAAGGAGCCUUCGGAACCGAUUUGAUCCAAGCUCUCAAAGCGGCAGUUGUACCUCGCAGCCGUUCCGGUACUAAGACUGGAGGUGGUAAAGGAAAAGGCAAGCGGAAGAAGGGAGGUUCGGCCACCGAAGAGCCAUCUCCAGCUUCUAUGAAGGCAACAAGCGAUGCUAGCGCGGGCCAGGCGGAUUCUUGGGGUGUUCUAGAGCCGCUACAUGGUCUGCUUGGACCUAUUGUUGACAUUGUCAAGCCCUUGUUGAGCGGAAAUAUUGUCAUCCUUCUUGUUGGAAUCCUGCUUUUUAUGCUCUUUUUCCGCAGCCCCGCCCAGCCAGCCAUGCUCUCACAUGACAUAGGAUGUCCUGGGUAUUCACUGCCCCAACGACUGGCAGCCUAUGAAGAGAUGUGGCGCAGAGAAGAGAGCGAACUCUGGAGUUGGCUAGAAGACCGAGUUGGCAUGGAUGGCAUGGUCUUUCCAACCGCCAAUAGACCACUUAAUUCACAAAUACGCCAAAAGCCCCGAAAGAUCCAAGGCGAACGCGAGAUGGCGGAAAAGCUGAGCGAAGAGAAGAUGUCUGAUCGAGAGAUGGAUCACGCUAUACGCACGACGCGUGAGAGACUUGGUGUUCUUGAAGAAAUGCUGACCAAGCGAAAAGCGCAAUGGACAGUUGACGAGGAGGUAGUAGUGCACCAAGAACUAUAG
Aspergillus wentii DTO 134E9 is the source of this 3837-nucleotide messenger RNA. RefSeq names its product GRAM and VASt domain-containing protein. Gene Ontology annotation, cellular component: endoplasmic reticulum membrane; endoplasmic reticulum-plasma membrane contact site; plasma membrane. NCBI's taxonomy places the organism in Eukaryota, Fungi, Ascomycota, Eurotiomycetes, Eurotiales, Aspergillaceae. Gene Ontology annotation, molecular function: sterol transfer activity; sterol binding. The coding region runs from base 1 to 3837 and encodes 1278 amino acids. The record is from RefSeq and is a predicted model, not a curated record. The transcript is spliced from 3 exons. Gene Ontology annotation, biological process: intracellular sterol transport.